AAUCCAAUACGAAUCGGGGUAUCUGCUCUCGAGUCUCGACUCUCGAUCUGUCUCGUCGUGGGCCAUGUCUUGUGCAACUUUGAAGGAACUCGGAAUCGAUCAACGAGUUUCAAUUCCCAUCCUUAGUCCUGCAGUACUAGUACUGUACUCAAAUGCCAUAGCGAAUAAGUUGUUUUCGAUGGUUACGAUUGGCUGAAGGAAGAUUUCGCAAACAACUGCUUCAAUCCAUGUUUUCAACAGUUUUACAUAAUAUUAUGAUAAUAAUUACUGUUUUUUUUCAUACCUGUAUUUCGGAAAAAUGGACAGUCAUGAGUUUCGUAUUCCAGAUAUGGGAAAUGCUGUGGAAAUGUUGGAUGUUCUUCACAAAUUGAGCGGCAUCUUAGUAGAAACUGGAUACAAAGAUGAUACCGUUGAUGAAUUUUGGCUGAAGUCGGUCAAGCGUCUGCUCGAUCACGCUGAUACCAGAUCAACGGUACUUGAUAUCUUCAAUCGGUUCCCGUUUAUCACGCUCCGGAAGACUUUGUUGAACACACAUAAUCAGCUGUUUAUUGAAACGGGUGUGGCACGGUGUUGGUUGCAUACGGAGCCGAUACCGAAAGAUGGAAACCAUACAUGGAUGUUGUCCGAAAACAGCAUGGAUUGCAAACUGAUUCCGGGUGGAUUUGUGCUGUUGCCGCAUUGUGUUAAAGUCGAAGUUGUUGUGAAUGUACAGCGGAAUGUUCUUCCAAAUUCCAGGAAGGAAACUGUGAUUCAGAUGCAUGCCGACUUCAGCCGCAACGAAAGUGCUGAUUCUGAUCACGGGAUGACUUUGCCAGGAAUUGUAUAUUUAUGGCUUCCUGACGCUUCCUCGUUUCUUGACAGUAUUAUUGCCAAUAUAACCUUCACUGAUUUUGGCGAAAUGCUUCCCUUGCAGUGGAAGCAUGUGCUGAAAACGCCUACAAGAGGAAGCGCAGCGCACAACAUAUCCUGCUUACAGCGCAGCGACCUGGGUUCGGUGUGGUCGUCGGAUUUGUGUAACACUUCCGUUUUUCUCAGAGAAAACAUGGAUCUCAUUUCGCACGUGCAGUGCCUUUGCAGUCUUUCCAAAACCAGUCAUUUUUUUACUCUGAAACUGACCAAUUACUCUUCCUAGCAGUCCGAUCUGCUGACGGUCCCGUCCGGUACUGAUUCAGGAAUCAUUGUCGCUGUAAUUGUGGAGCAUCGCUGUUGUUGUGGCUGUUAUCGUAGUUGUUGUUUGGUGUUUUCAAAAAAACAAGAUUUUGUCCUGUAUGACGGCAGUGAAGAAGCGUACAUCCGACUUCGUGCGAGUUCAUUUCGGUCUGCCGGAAGUUCCCAGUUCGGAGCAUCAGCUGGAGAUGUCCAUGUUGCCCGAAAACCGUACAUCUUCGCAGGCAGCAGCGCAUCCGGGUGAAACCGCAGCUUUGAUGAAUGAUGUUGAGCGUCGUCCAGUUGAAGGACAUGAAGUGUAAAAGCCGCUUUUUUCCUUUUUCGUUCUACGUUAUGCUUUGGUUUCAGUCCUUUCAAUCGUUUUAACAUUUACGGGAGUUACUUCGGACUGAUCUGCCGAAUGUGGGGUGGGUGUUUUAUUUUGUAUCUUGUUACCUGUUUUUUCCUUUUACUCUGUUGUUAUUGUUGUUUGUUGCGCAAGUCUUAAUGGAUCUUUGGGACUGAUCAGUGCGCUGACUGCAGUUUUAUACCGUAAUGAAAUAUCCUUUUCUUGA
Molecule: messenger RNA, 1721 nt
Organism: Paramacrobiotus metropolitanus
Lineage: Eukaryota; Metazoa; Tardigrada; Eutardigrada; Parachela; Macrobiotidae
Exons: 6
Coding region: 299-1132 (277 amino acids)
Source: RefSeq, a predicted model, not a curated record